Molecule: messenger RNA, 1201 nt
Organism: Etheostoma spectabile (orangethroat darter)
Lineage: Eukaryota; Metazoa; Chordata; Actinopteri; Perciformes; Percidae
Gene: tmem134
Product: transmembrane protein 134
Exons: 8
Coding region: 290-919 (209 amino acids)
Source: RefSeq, a predicted model, not a curated record
CUCGAUUAAGUGGACUGACUCCCGAGGAGAUCUUUGGGCGGAAUCAGACGUCUGCAAUCGAGAGCCGGGUGUUAAACAAAAAAAAAGGAAGAGACUCAAAACUUUUACACAAUCUUUUUAUUUUGCACUCGAGAACAAAACAAACAGUGGUUGAAAAGCUUUGUAGAUACUUUGCAGUGAGUACGAGUAUGUGACCAGUGUCUUCACAACGUGAAGUCGAGUUCAGCCUCCCCGUAGAAAAGACAUGAGCAUCGAGCCACAGGACCUCACGGUGUAAGAGGCAGUCACCAUGGCAACGCAGUUUAGUAUCGAUGAUGCCUUUGUACUGGAGGGAGAUGAGGAGGGAGCUGUUUCUGAUGGGGAGACGGACGGAUGGAAGGGCGGAGACAAGGACAAAGAAGGAGGAGAGAUGGCAUUUGGUCCUCUAUCUUUCUCCAAACCUCAGAGUCAUCCCUCAUCCGCUACUGCUGCUGGCUCCCCUGAACACAGUAACCUAAAGUAUCAGAAUCUGGAAAAUGAAGACGCCUUGGGCAGCCAUGGCAAUUCCUCUUUCAAUAACUUCUUUAAAAUCAGUGACCCUGCAACCCUGUCUUACUGCAGCUCCCAGUGGUCCUUCAGCACCUUGAGUUCUGUCACACAGCUUUCUGCACACUGCUGCGGGUGGGUGUCUCAUCCGCUGGUGAAAAAAAACAGAAGAGUUGUUCUUGCUUCAUUCCUUCUCCUCAUCACUGGAGUUGCUCUUAUUUUCGCAGGUGUUAUCAUACAGCUGAAUCCAAAUGCAGGUGUUUCAAGUGCUAUAUUCUUUGUACCUGGAUUUCUUCUCUUCAUUCCUGGCGUGUACCAUGUGAUAUACAUCUGCUGUGCUGUCCGAGGAAGAAGAGGCUUCAAAUUGUUCUACCUACCUUAUUUUGAAAAAUGACAUGAGACACUACAUUUUCACUACGUUUCUUUGUUUGCUAUCUUAAAAUGAAUUGUAUUUUGUCACUUGUAACAAAAAAUGUAUUAUGACAUGUGUUUUUUUUUCUUGUCAUUGUAAUGACCACUACUAAUUCAACCACUUAGUGCCUCGACUAUGUUUCCACUACAUGAACUGAUAAUGCUGUGUGUUUACACGAUAAAGAAGGAGAUUGGUCUUGCCUGUGUUUUCUAGGUUGUGUGAAUAAUGACUGUGAAAUUACAAUACAACUUUUGUAUAUUUUAA